Messenger RNA from Dendronephthya gigantea, 1997 nucleotides. RefSeq names its product kelch-like ECH-associated protein 1. The transcript has 2 exons. Gene Ontology annotation, molecular function: protein binding. NCBI's taxonomy places the organism in Eukaryota, Metazoa, Cnidaria, Anthozoa, Malacalcyonacea, Nephtheidae. Bases 644 to 1615 code for a protein of 323 amino acids. The record is from RefSeq and is a predicted model, not a curated record.
ACGAAAGUGGGUAUGACGAUGAGCGAUUCCAACAUCCAGUUGGUCAGAGCUUUCACUGUGGUAUUUGCUACAAUGUCAUCAAAGAUCCAGUCAUGUGUCGACAUAAUGAACACUUGUUCUGUAGAAGUUGCAUCACCAGACAUCUCAUGAACUCUCAGACAUGUCCAACAUGCAUUGAGCCACUUACUGUUGACACCUUGACUCGAGCAUCGCGUACCGUAACCAAUUUACUGUCGGAAUUAAAGAUUCGAUGUGAAUUCUUCAAUCGUGGUUGUGAAACAUUUGUGGAGUUAGGAGAUCUUCAAAGGCAUCUUGGGGACUGUGGGUUCGCCCCAGUAGUCUGCUCGAAUGAAGGCUGUGGUCAGAAGGUGAAUAAGCAAGGUUUAUUGCAUCACGAGACAGCCGUGUGUAAAUUUCGCCGUGUGAAAUGUCCAAGCUGCAAUGAAAUCAGCCAAGAGAUGGAUGUGAUUAAGGGCAAUUUGGCUUUUAUGAAGCUCAUGUUGAAUCACUUUGGCAAAGUCCUGGAAAAAAAUGAGAUGAAAUUGAAUAGAAACGUUGAGAUGCUUCAAAAACAACUCAACAAGCAGGAGGAAAACAAUCGUCGGUUAGAAGCGGACAAUGUAGAAAUGAAGAAAAAGAGAAAAUGGCACAACAAUUGGAAAGAUUGACCCAGCAGCGAGAAGAUCUAAAGAAAAGUUCCGCAGAAGCUGUUGAACCGGACAGAAAGCCGAGGAUUAUCGUUGCCGGGGGAUAUAACGGUGGGAGUUUAAAUUCUGUGGAAAUGUUCAGCUACUCAAAUGGAAAGUGGUUACCACUACAACCAAUGAAACAGCCCCGUCGUUUGGCACCGUCUGUCGUUUACAACAAUCAAAUGCUUGUCAGUGGAGGUUUUAGCAAUCGUAAGGCAGUAAAGUCGAUGGAAAAAUUAUCGUUGAAAUAUGUCCAUGUAAACGAGUCCAUAUUUUGGGAAGAUGAUCCUGCAGAGUUACACAGGCCCUUGUAUGGACACUCCAGUGUUAUGUAUAAUGGGCGGUUGAUAGUCAUUGGAGGUUAUGAUGGAACUGCAUUUACACCUGCUAACAUUACUGAGAUAACUCUUGUUCCUCCUUACACCAGUAAAGUGUUGGCUACCCUGCCAGAGAGUAGAUGGCAACAUGGGGCUAUCUUGUUUGGUAACACAAUCGCAAUUCUUGGCGGAAGAAAAGUUUGGGAAGGUUCGUCGAAUCUAGAAAGCGUUUUGUCUUAUGAUAUUGUCAAGAAUGAAUGUCGUCAUUUAGCACCAUUGCCUUAUCCUAUGCAUGGAAUGGCCACUGUCAAGUGGGGUGAUGACGAAGUGAUUUUAAUCGGAGGCAGCGACUAUAGCGGUAAGUUAUUGAACAAAGUACUAAUAUAUAACAUGAAGACUGAGAAGAGCCAUAUGUUACCAGACAUGAAGUAUAAGAGGAGAGGAUGUGCUGCCGCAGUCGUUGGUGACACUGUGGUUGUCAUGGGGGGACAAGAUGAAAGAGGAAACUCUUUAAAGUCUGUCGAAAGUUUCAGGUUCGAUUCAUGCACCUGGGAAGAACUUCCGGAAAUGCAAGAAGCAAGAUACGGAGCUACAACAGUUGUGUGUUAAUCAUGUCCUGUAUAAAUUUAACAUUUUAUAUCAUUUAAAUGUAUAGUACCGUAUAUUGACAUUUGAUUUCCAAGAACAAUGAAACAGUUUAUAACAUUGAUCCAGUUUAUACUCCUGCAUGCUGGUGAAGUAAAUGGAUCGAUUAAUAAUUUACAGACAAAGUAUACUAGUGGUGUUUGUAAUUGAUUAAAACUAGCGCAUUUUCGUUACAUGUAUGUAAAGGAUAGAACGAAAGGCAUGAGCGUUCAGGUUAUCAAGAUUUGAUAUUCUGCAUGGAGCCGCUUUUACGAAGGUCGGAUAGUAAUAUCCACCAAACAGUGUUUUUUUACUAUCGCUCUAAAAUUGCUCCUGUUUUGCUAAAAUUUGAAUUAAACCUUCCUAC